Molecule: messenger RNA, 2208 nt
Organism: Penicillium lagena
Lineage: Eukaryota; Fungi; Ascomycota; Eurotiomycetes; Eurotiales; Aspergillaceae
Product: beta-glucosidase
Exons: 5
Coding region: 1-2208 (735 amino acids)
Biological process (GO): glucan catabolic process
Molecular function (GO): beta-glucosidase activity
Source: RefSeq, a predicted model, not a curated record
AUGCAGCAGACUUUUCUGACCCUACUGGCAGCUGUCGUGAUUGCCCAGGCAUCUAGCACAGGCGGAUCAGAAUGGGACGCCGCCUAUGACAAGGCUCGGGCAGCCCUCAGCAAGUUGAACCAGACUGAAAAAGUCGGCAUCGUCACGGGAGUGGAAUGGAUGCGCGGCCCAUGUGUUGGCAAUACCUUACAGCCAAGCUCCAUCGACUAUCCCUCACUGUGUUUGCAAGACUCUCCUGUGGGAAUUCGCUUCGCCAACCCGGUGACUGCCUUCCCCGCAGGAAUCAACGCCGGUGCGACAUGGGAUCGAGCUCUUAUUCACGCUCGCGGGGUCGCCAUGGGUGCCGAAGCCAAGGGCCUCGGGGUCAAUGUGCAGCUCGGACCCGUGGCUGGGCCUCUAGGCAAGAUCCCCGACGGCGGAAGAAUCUGGGAGGGUUUCUCGAACGACCCCUAUCUCAGUGGUGUAGCCAUGGAAGAGGCCAUUCAGGGCAUGCAAAGCUCUGGCGUUCAAGCCUGCGCUAAGCACAUCAUCGGCAAUGAGCAAGAGUACAAUCGCAACACCAUCAGUUCAAAUAUUGACGACCGCACUCUGCACGAGCUCUACCUCUGGCCCUUCGUGAACGCCGUCAAAGCCAACGUGGCUUCGGUUAUGUGCUCUUACAACAUGUUCAACGAGCAGUGGGCCUGUGAGAGUGAUGAUCUGCUCAACGGCAUCAUGAAGACCGAGCUAGGGUUCCGCGGCUACAUCAUGAGCGAUUGGAAUGCGCAGCACACCACGGUCAACAGCGCCAACUCCGGCCUGGACAUGACUAUGCCCGGCAGUGACUUCAAUGUCCCUCCUGGUAGCAUCUUCUGGGGCCCUAAUCUCACAGACGCCAUCACUAAAGGGGAAGUCCUCGAGUCCCGGCUUGAUGACAUGACGACUCGUAUCCUUGCCUCGUGGUACUUGCUUGGUCAGGAUCAGAAUUACCCCCCGGUAGCCUUCAGCUCCUGGAAUGGUGGUCAGGCCAACGUGGAUGUGACGGCCGACCACAAGAUCGUCGCAAGAGCGGUGGCCCGCGACUCUAUUGUUUUGCUGAAGAACGACGACAAUAUUCUGCCUCUGAGUAAGCCCAAAAGUCUAGCGAUUAUAGGAUCAGACGCCAUUGUCAACCCUGCCGGGCCUAAUGCUUGCAUUGACCGUGGCUGUGACAAUGGCACUCUUGCCAUGGGUUGGGGGAGUGGUACUGCGCAGUUCCCGUAUCUUGUCGGCCCUCUCGAUGCCAUUAAGACUCAGGCAACCGCUGGCGGCACUACUAUCGUUACCAGCACUACCGACGACGCGGGCCCCGCUGCUUCGGCUGCCGCUGCCGCCGAUACCGCCAUUGUCUUCAUCAACUCGGACUCUGGUGAAGGUUAUAUCACCGUGGAAGGCAACGCCGGUGACCGCAACAACCUCGACCCCUGGCACAAUGGCAACCAACUCGUCCAGGCUGUGGCGGGGGUAAACAAGAACGUCAUUGUUGUCUGUCACAGUGUUGGCCCCGUCAUUCUGGAAACCAUUCUGGCGCAACCCAACGUCAAAGCCGUCGUCUGGCCCGGUGUUCCCGGCCAGGAGAGCGGUAACGCGCUCGUCGAUGUCUUGUACGGCUCUACCUCCCCGAACGGCAAGCUGCCUUAUUCCAUAGCCAAGCAGUUUAGUGACUACGGCACCAACUGGACGACAUCUCUGCAAGACAACUUUACCGAGGGUCUCUUCAUUGACUACCGCCAUUUCGAUGAAAACAACAUCACUCCUCGCUACGAAUUCGGCUACGGCUUGACAUACACCAACUUCACUUACUCACAGCUCAAGGUCCAAGUCAACGCCACACACGGUGUCAUUUCGGGCUCCAUCGUUCCUGGAGGUCACCAGGAAAGUUUCCUUAGCGUCGGUUCCAUUUCCGUCAACGUUACGAACAGUGGUCCUGUCGCCGGCGCCGAAGUUGCCCAGCUCUAUAUCGGGCUUCCUAGUAGCGCGCCCUUGACGCCUCCCAAGCAGCUAAGAGGAUUCCAGAAGUUGCCGCUCGCUCCUGGCCAGCAGGGAACUGCCACCUUUGAGCUCACCCGUCGCGACGUCGCCUACUGGGAUGUGAACCAGAAGUCCUGGGUAGUGCCCAGCGGCACUUUCAAGGUGUACGUGGGCAGCUCGAGUAGGGAUAUUCGCGAACAGGGCUCGUUCACUGUCUAG